CUGGGGAGGAGGCGGUGUCCCUGGCUCUCCUGUGCGGCAGGGCAGGGCUGGUCGGGCAGGGGCGGGGCUGUGCCUGGUGUUAUAAGAAGCAGCCAGGGCACUGAGGCAAUGAGCUAUCGGCUCUGCCUGGCAGCAAGACGCUGGCAACGGGCACGCUCCCUGCUCUGGUCCAGCCUGUGCGCUCCACCGCCACUAUGGUCGCCAUGCCCACCGCCUGGUGCUCCAUCGCCCUGGCCCUGCUCCUGGCCCUGCAUGAAGGCAAGGGCCAGGUGGCUGCUGCUCCGGACCAACCAGCACCCUCACACCGCGCCCGAGCCUCCCACCUGCGGCCUCGACGUUGCUCCUGCAGCUCCUGGCUCGACAAGGAAUGUGUCUACUUCUGCCACCUGGACAUCAUCUGGGUGAACACUCCCGGACAGACAGCUCCUUACGGCCUGGGAAAUCCGCCAAGACGCCGGCGCCGCUCCCUGCCAAAGCGCUGUGAGUGCUCCAGUGGCAGGGACCCCGCCUGUGCCACCUUCUGCCAUCGAAGGCCCAAGCCUGAAGCCGUGGUGGUCCCAGGCAGUGGACCCCCUCCAGACGUGUUCCAGGCUGGCAGGACACGGCCGUCGGCAGGAGAGCUCCUCCAGCAGCUGAGGGACAUUUCUGCAGCCAAGAGCCACUUUGCUAGGCGACAACAGGUGGCAGUGAGGGAACUGAGGCCUACACACUCCAGGCGGAGGAAGAGAUAGCACCGGUGGCCAAGGAAUGCUGGGAAGGAGCCUGUGUGGAGCCAGGAGGAGAGGGGCAGCCCAGAGCUGGGGAAUCCACCUGCUGGGAUGGCACACGCUCUGGCCUCCUCGUGCAAGUGAGGGAACUUCCUUCCAGGCAGCUCGUGCCCUCACACGGCCCGGGGAAAGCCUUCAGCCACGUCCCCCCGCCGGCCCCAGGCCCACCACGCCGCUGGAAGGAACCGCAUGAGGAAUGUGCUAACCUGGAGGCCACGUCCCGAGAGGUUUCCUGCCUGUUGGCUACAAGCCAGAAUCGAUGCGCAGCGGUGGACCCUAGACCCAAGCCAGCCCUGGAGGCUGGACGGGUCCACCUAAGGGCUGGUGUCCUGGGUGGCCCCCGUCUGACCCCUCCAGCUCUGCCUCCCCAGAGUCCUCACACCCUCAUACCCUCGGGACACUCCUGGGGAGAAUGGCCUGUUCUGCUUCACCUGCCUGUAUAUAACUUAUUUGCUCUAAGAACUUUGAGAAUUCCACUUAUUUAUUUUAAUGUAUUUUUUUAGACUCAAUUAUUUACCUGCGAACUUGUGUUUGUAAUAAAGCAUGAAAUGGUA
Herpailurus yagouaroundi (jaguarundi) is the source of this 1321-nucleotide messenger RNA. RefSeq names its product endothelin 2 (gene EDN2). The record is from RefSeq and is a predicted model, not a curated record. Gene Ontology annotation, molecular function: endothelin B receptor binding; hormone activity. The transcript is spliced from 5 exons. Gene Ontology annotation, biological process: intracellular calcium ion homeostasis; regulation of systemic arterial blood pressure by endothelin; vein smooth muscle contraction. Lineage: Eukaryota; Metazoa; Chordata; Mammalia; Carnivora; Felidae. Bases 195 to 731 code for a protein of 178 amino acids. Gene Ontology annotation, cellular component: extracellular region.